CAUUGAUUCCCAAAGCUUGUCAAAUUUAAGUGUGGCUGGACAGGUAUAAAACACCACUGGCCGACAAAUCCGAAUUAUUAGCGUUUCUGCCUCCUGUGAGCAACAUCAGAAUGAAAGUUAUAUUACUUGUCGCCAGUUUGGCUUUUGCAACUGCAACACCAGCAAUCAAGGAACAGUGGACGUCUUUCAAGAGGCACCAUGGAAAAAAAUAUGAAAACACUGAAGUGGAACGACUUAGGAUGAACAUUUUUUCAGAAAAUCUGAAGAGUAUCGAAGAACAUAAUGCUAAAUACGAAGCUGGAUUGUCAACUUACUACCUUGAGAUGAACCACCUAGGAGAUAUGCUGCCAGAAGAAGUGACCCAGUUGGGAUUCAACAGAACCGGAGACAUGAGGCAAGUACCCAGCUUCACAUUCCUUCCUCCAGCAAACGUGGAAAUUGCAGAAUCUAUUGACUGGAGGCAGUCUGGUGCAGUCACUCCAGUGAAAAACCAAGGUCAUUGUGGAUCUUGUUGGGCGUUCAGUAGUACUGGAGCCAUAGAAGGCCAGCUUUACAGGAAGUCCGGAAAACUCGUCUCUCUCAGCGAACAGCAGCUUGUGGACUGCUCAAGAAGUUACAACAAUAAAGGAUGUAAAGGAGGAUUGAUGGACUAUUCCUUCAGAUAUCUCGAAGAUGUAGAAGGAUUGGAAAGUGAAGAUUCAUACCCAUAUGAAGGAAUAGACAGCACCUGUAGGUACAAUAAGAACAAAGUAGUUUCUGGAACCAAAGUCAGAGCUUACACUGAUAUCAAAGCUUAUGAUGACAAUGCUCUCAAGGCUGCCGUAGCAACAGUUGGACCGAUUUCGAUUGCAGUGAGUGCUGGCAACCAACACUUUAUGUUCUACAAGGGAGGUGUUUACAACGGCGACACUUGCAUCCCCUACUACUUAGACCACGGAAUCCUCCUGGUAGGCUACGGAUCUGAAGACGGCGAAGACUACUGGCUCGUCAAGAACUCCUGGGGCGCAGUAUGGGGAGAACAGGGUUAUAUGAAGUUGACAAGGGCCAAGAAAAACGCCUGCGGUAUUUCGACCAAGGCCAGUUACCCAAUUCUAGCAUAAAAGUUAUUUAUUUUAUAUCUACUUAAUUUAUUAUUUUUUAUAUUUUCAAAUACAACCAUUACCAAAUAAAUA
Nezara viridula (southern green stink bug) is the source of this 1172-nucleotide messenger RNA. The record is from the annotation of a GenBank genome assembly. NCBI's taxonomy places the organism in Eukaryota, Metazoa, Arthropoda, Insecta, Hemiptera, Pentatomidae.